CCAAACACCGCCCACGAUGCCGAUCAAGAAGUCGACCAAGAAGUUCGAGAAGAACCACCUGAAGGAUGCCCUCAGCCGGAGAAAAGAUUUUGCAAAAACCAAGCAGAAGCAGCAGAUAAAGGCCAAGCGACAGGAACGAAAUGCGAAAGACAACGCACGCGCCGCCGACGUCGAGGAAGAGGAAGCUGUCAAGAAGGCCAAAAAGAAUAAGGAUGGAAGCAAGUUUGCGGAUAUGAGCGUGGACGACUUCUUCCAGGGCGGGUUUGAGGUCCCCGAAAUGCCCAAGAAGAAGGGCAAGAAGUCGGCAGCGAAGGCUAAUGGAGUUGCGCCAACGACCGGAAAGCGGAAGCGAACCGCUCCAGCAGAGGAUGCAGAAGUAUCAGAUGCGCAAGCAGGAGACUCUGGGUCUGAAUUGGGGUCGGAAGACGGCAUUGGAGCCCACAAGGACGAUCUGGAAGCUCUCAAGAGCAAGGAUCCCGAGUUCUACAAAUACCUCCAGGAGAACGACGCCGAGCUACUGGACUUCGAUGAGGAUGCAGACCUCGCCGAGAUCGACGCUUUGAGCGAGGAUGAGGACGAAACAACGCCCAGGAAAAAACAGAAGAAGGAUGCUGAGGGCAGCGACGAGGUUACAAAGGCUAUGGUGAAAAAAUGGGGGACUGCAAUGACGGAAAAGCACUCUCUGCGGGCGACCAAGGAAGUGGUAUUGGCUUUCCGAGCGGCAUCACAUUUGAACGAGGAAGACGGGAAGGAAUACAAAUACUCCAUCUCGAAUUCAGAUGUAUACCAUGAGCUACUACUUAUCGCUCUAAAGCACGUACCAGAGAUCAUCAAGCAUCAUCUGCCGACAAAAGAAACAGCGGCUGGCAAAGUCCGUGUUCCUACAGACUCCAAGAAAUACCGGACUCUGGCACCUCUUCUCAAGUCCCAUACGACAUCUGUCCAUCAUCUUCUGGAGAACCUUUCCGACACCGCGACUGUACGGUUGACGCUAGAUUCAUUACUCGAGAUAUUGCCGUACAUUCUAUCCUUAAAGAAGCUCAUCCGAGACAUCAUUAAGACAGUGGUGGCAGUUUGGUCAGACACAGGGAGUACCGAGGUCACCAGAGUUGCUGCCUUCUUGAUCUUACGGAGAAUGGUUGUCAUCGGCGACCCGGGAAUCAAAGAAGCAGUCCUAAAGACCACAUAUCAGGGGCUUGUGAAAGGCUCCCGAAACACAACCGUCCACACUAUCCAAGGAGUCAACCUGAUGAAGAACACUGCCGCCGAGCUUUGGGGACUCGACGCCAACAUCGGCUACACCACCGGUUUCAACUUCAUCCGCCAACUCGCGAUCCACCUGAGAUCAAGCAUCACCAACAAAGAAAAGGAGUCCUACAAAACAGUCUACAACUGGCAAUACGUCCACUCCCUCGACUUCUGGUCCCGCGUCGUCUCCGCCCACUGCGAGACCCUCCGCGAAGCCGAAAGCGGCAAAGAAUCGCCCCUCCGCCCCCUCAUCUACCCCAUCGUCCAAGUCACCACCGGCGCCAUGCGCCUCAUCCCCACCGCGCAAUACUUCCCCCUCCGCUUCCAGCUCAUGCGCUCCCUCCUUCGCAUCUCCAUGGCCACAGCAACCUACAUCCCGCUCGCCCCGGCCCUCUUCGAAGUCCUCAACUCCGCCGAGAUGAAGAAACCCCCCAAGCCCAGCACGCUCAAGUCGCUAGACUUCUCCACCAUCAUCCGCGCCCCCAAAGCCUACCUCCGCAGCCGUGCGUACCAAGACGGCGUCGGCGACCAAGUCGCCGAGCUCCUCUCCGAGUUCUUCGUGCUGUGGGCCAAGAGCAUCGCGUUCCCCGAGCUCGCGCUGCCCGUCAUGGUCGUGCUGAAGCGGUGGGUCAAGGACAUGUCGAAGAAGAAUCAGGGGAACAAGAACGGCCGCGUGAACGCGGCGAUCGGGCUGGUCGUGCAGAAGCUCGACGCGAAUUCGAAGUGGGUGGAGGAGCGACGGACGAAGGUAGAUUUUGCGCCGAGCAAUCGCGCGGGCGUGGAAGGGUUCUUGAAGGAGGUGGGGUGGGAGAAGAGCCCGUUGGGGGCGUUUGUGAUUGGGCAGCGGAAGCAGAGGGAGCAGAGGGCGAAGUUGGUGGAGGAGGGGCGGAAGGCGGAGGAGAGGGAGAGGAAGGAGGAUCGAGAGGAGAUGGAGGUGGAUCAGGGUGGCGAGUUUGAGGCAUCAGAGGAUGAAGAGGAGAUUGAUGAUGAUGAAGGAUCGGAAAUGUCUGAAUAGGCGACUGAGGCAGACGUGGCAUUGGGUCUCUUAUAGAGACGUGACGCAGCACUCAUGAAUGGCAAGACCUUGAUCUUAAAAAUAUGUGUGGGUAUCAGCGCACGUAACCUUACAGUCUAUGUACCAAGCCGUGCGACCGUUGCAAAUAUCACGACCGCCGGUCCAAAUCUCAAAGCUCC
Messenger RNA from Mytilinidion resinicola, 2442 nucleotides. Its product is annotated as Noc2-domain-containing protein. Gene Ontology annotation, cellular component: Noc2p-Noc3p complex; Noc1p-Noc2p complex; nucleoplasm. The transcript is spliced from 3 exons. Bases 17 to 2263 code for a protein of 748 amino acids. The record is from RefSeq and is a predicted model, not a curated record. Gene Ontology annotation, biological process: ribosomal large subunit biogenesis. NCBI's taxonomy places the organism in Eukaryota, Fungi, Ascomycota, Dothideomycetes, Mytilinidiales, Mytilinidiaceae.